Peromyscus eremicus (cactus mouse) is the source of this 2020-nucleotide messenger RNA. RefSeq names its product gamma-aminobutyric acid type A receptor subunit epsilon (gene Gabre). The transcript is spliced from 10 exons. NCBI's taxonomy places the organism in Eukaryota, Metazoa, Chordata, Mammalia, Rodentia, Cricetidae. The record is from RefSeq and is a predicted model, not a curated record. Gene Ontology annotation, biological process: regulation of postsynaptic membrane potential; synaptic transmission, GABAergic; monoatomic ion transmembrane transport. Gene Ontology annotation, molecular function: transmitter-gated monoatomic ion channel activity involved in regulation of postsynaptic membrane potential; inhibitory extracellular ligand-gated monoatomic ion channel activity; benzodiazepine receptor activity. Gene Ontology annotation, cellular component: GABA-A receptor complex; dendrite membrane; synapse. Bases 1 to 1536 code for a protein of 511 amino acids.
AUGUUACCCAAAGUUCUCCUCAUGCUCCUCAACAUAUUCCUGGCCCUCCAGUGGAGGGUUGGACCUCACAUUAAACUGGAGAAUAAACCCCCUGCCCAAGAUAAUGUAGUCUUCGGCCCUCAGCCUCAGCCUGUGUCUAAACCUCUUAGAGAAAAAGAAACAGAAGUCACUGUUGAUUGCACGACUGAGCACUCAGGAGAGAACCUGACAAGAGCUUCUCGAAUCCUUAGCACCAUCCUGAGUAACUAUGACCAUAAACUGCGCCCUGGCAUUGGAGAAAAGCCCACUGUGGUCACUGUUGAAGUCUUUGUGAACAGCCUCGGGCCUAUUUCCACCCUGGACAUGGAAUAUUCCAUUGACAUCAUCUUCUACCAGACCUGGUAUGAUGAGUGUCUUCGUUACAAUGACACCUUUGAGACCCUUGUUCUACAUGGCAACGUGGUGAGCCAGUUGUGGAUCCCAGAUACCUUUUUUAGGAAUUCUAAGAGGACUCAUGAAUAUGAUAUCACCAUACCCAACCAGAUGGCUCUCAUCCACAAGGAUGGAAAGGUGUUGUACUCAGUUAGGAUGACCAUUGAUGCGAGAUGUUCACUCCACAUGCUCAAAUUUCCAAUGGAUUCUCACUCUUGUCCUCUGUCUUUCUCUAGCUUUUCCUAUGAUGCACAUGAGAUGAUCUACAAGUUGGAGAAUUUCAAGCUCAAAAUCAAUGAGAAGAACACUUGGAAGCUAUUCGAGUUUGAUUUUAUAGGAGUGACCAACAAAACUGAAAUCAUCUCAACCCCAGUUGGUGACUUCAUGGUCAUGACUUUAUUCUUCAAUGUGAGCAGACGGUUUGGCUUCAUUGUCUUUCAAAACUAUAUCCCUUCUUCUGUGACUACAAUGCUCUCCUGGGUCUCCUUCUGGAUCAAGAUAGAGGCAGCUACAGCCAGGGCCUCUGUAGGGGUCAGUUCUGUACUCACCAUGGCCACGCUGGGCACCCUUUCCCGUAAGAAUUUCCCUUGUGUCUCCUAUCUCACAGCUUUGGACUACUAUAUUGCCAUUUGUUUCGUCUUGUGCUUCUGUGCUCUACUAGAGUUUGCUGUGCUCAACUUCCUGACCUACAAUGAGACGAAACAACAGGCUUCUCCAAAGCUCUGCCAUGUAAGAACCCGUAGCUGUGCUAAUACACGUACUCGUGCUCGUGCCCGCACCCGUGCUCGUGCCCGUGCCCGUGCACUCCAGCAGCAGGAAGUGUUUGUGUGUGAGAUCGUCACCUAUGAGAGGAAUGCUGAAGAGGAGCAUCAGUGUUGCCCAGUCCAGCAGUCUUUAAGCUUCAGAAGACCCCAGUGUCCCCGGAGGCGAUGUGGCAGAAGCUAUGUGUGCUUUAAGGUUCUCAGAAAGUAUUUCUGCAUGGCUCCUGGUUGUGGGGGCAGUAUCUGGCAGCGGGGCCGCCUCUGCAUCCAUGUUUACCGCCUGGAUAACUACUCGCGGGUGCUUUUCCCCAUUACAUUCUUCUUCUUCAAUGUGCUGUACUGGCUGAUUUGCCUCAACCUGUAGGCUCCAGCUGGUAGCUCAUGGGGCAGCCUCUCAGUUCCCCAGGAGGUGCCAAGCCCCUUUGCCAAGGGAGUUAGGAGACAACAGCAACAGCAGCAGGAGUGCCUAGAGGGAGUUUUUUCUUCCCUGGUUCCCAGUACAAGCCUGUGGAGAGUUUGUCUCUGCUGGCCCUCUUUCCAUUAGCCUUUUCACUCAAUUUUCUCAACAGCCCUUCUCAAGUGACAGAAGAGCAUUCAUGAUACUCAGUGUGCCCACAUUUGAGCAGAUAAGAUAUCUCUCAAUGAUGUUUACAGCUACUGUCUUUCCCCAGAAGCCCAUGGUUCCCUUUGUGGUGCUAAGGGGCAUAGCUCAGGCUCAGCCCCAGAAUGCACAGAGUGACAGUUUAGCAGAAGGAGGGUCCUCAUCCAUAAGUCUUCAAGUCAGACCAUUAGAUUCUUGGUUUUUUUUUCCUGACCUCCCGUCCUCUACACACACACACACACACACA